Molecule: messenger RNA, 1776 nt
Organism: Xyrauchen texanus (razorback sucker)
Lineage: Eukaryota; Metazoa; Chordata; Actinopteri; Cypriniformes; Catostomidae
Product: RNA-binding protein 4B-like
Exons: 3
Coding region: 62-1087 (341 amino acids)
Biological process (GO): mRNA splicing, via spliceosome
Cellular component (GO): nuclear speck
Molecular function (GO): mRNA binding
Source: RefSeq, a predicted model, not a curated record
AGACUGAAUUUAAUGUAUAUUCUUUUCUGUAUUUUUCAGGCUCUGUAACACAUCAACCAAAAUGGUAAAGAUCUUCAUUGGUAACCUGCCUCAGCAGGCAGAAGUAGAAGAAAUAAAGUCUCUGUUUACGCAAUAUGGAAACGUCACAGAGUGCGCCAUCAUCAAGAACUUUGCCUUCGUUCACAUGGAUGAUCGCAAAAGUGCAACAAAAGCCAUCCGAAACCUGCAUUUGUACAAGCUGCAUGGAACACCCAUCAAUGUUGAAGCAAGUCGUGGCAAGAGCCAGGGCCCAGUGAAGCUUCAUGUGGCCAAUGUGGAGAAGGGAUCCAAUGAAGAGCUCCAAGCAUUGUUCGAGGAGUAUGGUACUGUUAGUGAAUGCGCGAUCAUCAAGAACUUCGCCUUUGUGCACAUGUGCAAUUCUGAUGAGGCCAUGGAUGCCAUCAAGGGCUUGGACAAUACAGAGUUUCAAGGCAAAAGAAUUCAUGUGCAGAUUUCAAAGAGUCGACCAAGAGGGGAUGAAGACGAAGGCUUCGGCCCCCCAGACCGAGGAUAUUGGCCACCCCGUUUCCCUGGUGAUCGUCCCGAGCCACCUGGUCCUCCUAGAGGUCGCUUUGGCUAUCCCCCUGGCCCCCCUCCACCACCACCACCACCCCCCAGACGCCCCCCAUACCCAGAGCGUGCAGCACCUGCAUAUGAUCGUGAUGGCUAUGGUGUGGUCGACUAUUAUGAGAAGUAUCGUGCUCGCCCUUAUGGCGCAUCCUCAUAUGAGGAACGACGUCCUAGUGGCAUGCCCCCUCCGCCCCCCUCAAACGCCGUUAUGAGAGAGCGAAUGGGCGGCAAUGGCCUUGACCCCUAUGAGCGACGCCCCCUCCCACCCCCUCCAUCCUCAUUCUUUGCCCGGGACCGCAGUCCUAUCAGACGUGCUCCUCCUGCCCCUCCAGCACCCGCAGGCGACGGUUACUCGUACGAGCGCUCGCGUCUCUCCCCUCUCUCCAUGUCUCGGAACCCGAUGUACAGCAUGCCUCGACCCAGAGACCCCUAUGCUGAGAGGGCGCCGCCUCCACCUCCUGCGCGUUACGCGUAUUAAAGUGAAUUCCUGCGCUUUUGUAACCCAAGGUGUAAAUUAUUCCAGAUCGUCGUCGUCUCCAGGUGCCCGUGAUGCGAUGCGUCGUUGUCUGCCAGAGCGCGUUUCGUUCGCCUGCGCACCAUAGUGGAAGAAUUGUCGCGGACUGCACAUUCUAUAAAACAAACGCUUUUACACGCAUAAAAUUCAUUCUCAUGCUAAAUUGUUAAUUCUGCAUUUCUUUUUGUUCUGCUUGUGUUUUAGUUUUUGAAAGGUAAAGAUUACACAAAAAAUAGGUUAACUUGGUGGUUUGGUCAAACCUGUUAAAGGAACGUAUACAAAAAUUUCUUUCAACUAAAAUUUCUGUGUUACUCUGUAUGUUUUUUUUUUUUAUAUAUAUAUAUAUAUGCUUUUAAGCAUAUCGUUUGUUAUUAAACUGUAACGAGCGCUACAAAUAAUUUGAUUUGGUACAAAGCCCACAAUACAUUGUAUUGUUUUUAUUAGGCCUUUGUUGAAGCCUGAAAUGAGCAGAUACACGUGCGCCAUGCAAGUAUAAAUAUCUCCGCUGCAAUAAAACUUUUAGUUUACUGGCUUUUGUGGAAUUGUGUUUUAGUUUGGAUUUUAAUGGCAGAGUCUAGUGAUUCAAGAACUGUGUACCGUUUUUCUUUCAUAAAAACACUUGAUUAAAACCUUUUAAUAAAGACUGGAACUUG